CGGCAGGGAGGGGGACGGGGGUGGUGGAGGACGCUCCGCGGCGCCGCUGCCAUGGGGAAGUCGGAUUUCCUCAGUCCGAAGGCUAUCGCCAACCGCAUCAAGUCCAAGGGGCUGCAGAAGUUGCGCUGGUACUGUCAGAUGUGCCAGAAGCAGUGCCGGGAUGAGAAUGGCUUCAAAUGUCAUUGCAUGUCUGAGUCCCACCAGAGGCAAUUGUUGCUGGCUUCUGAAAAUCCUCAGCAAUUCAUGGAUUACUUUUCUGAGGAGUUCCGAAAUGAUUUCCUAGAACUACUCAGGAGGCGAUUUGGAACAAAAAGAGUGCACAAUAAUAUUGUGUACAAUGAAUAUAUCAGCCAUCGGGAGCACAUCCACAUGAAUGCCACACAGUGGGAGACACUGACUGAUUUUACUAAAUGGCUGGGGAGAGAAGGUCUUUGCAAGGUUGAUGAGACUCCAAAGGGCUGGUAUAUUCAAUAUAUUGAUAGGGACCCAGAGACUAUUCGCAGGCAACAAGAACAAGAGAGGAAGAAGAAACAGGACCUUGAUGAUGAAGAAAAAACUGCUAAAUUCAUUGAACAGCAAGUCAGAAGAGGUUUGGAGGGGAAAGAACUGGAAAAGCCAGUCUAUACUGAGCUGAACAGAGAAAAUGAAGAAGAAAAAGUUACAUUUAAUUUAAACAAAGGAGCAAGUACUUCAAUAGCAGCAUCUUCUAAAACAAGCAGUGUCCUUGGACCGAAUGCACUGAAGAUGGUGGAGGGGGCAGUUAAAAGGAAAGAAUCAGCUCAUAGCUCUGGUCAGUCCAAAGAGAAAAAGAAGAAAUCUGCACUGGAUGAGAUUAUGGAGCUUGAAGAGGAGAAGAAAAGGACAUCUCGAAGAGACUACUGGUUGCAGCCUGAAAUCGUUGUAAAAAUUGUAACAAAAAAGCUUGGAGAGAAGUAUCACAAGAAGAAGGCAGUUGUUAAGGUAGUCCAAGGCUCAGCGGUCUCUGGCAAGAGUGCCAAAGGCAACACCCGGGAAGUGAUUGACAAAUAUACAGCAGUUGUGAAGAUGAUUGAUUCUGGAGACAAACUGAAGCUGGAUCAGACACACCUGGAAACUGUAAUACCCGCACCAGGCAAGAAAGUGAUGGUGUUAAAUGGUGGUUACAGGGGAAACGAAGGCAUCUUGGAAUCUAUCAAUGAAAAGAGGUUUUCAGCAACAAUAAUCAUCGACUCUGGACCUUUAAAAGGACGCCGAGUUGAAGAUAUCCAGUACGAAGACAUUUCCAAACUCGCCUGAGGCAUUAAUCGGGGAUCAGAGAAGAUUUUGGUUCCUAAAAACAUCUUUCUGGCAUCUUGCAGGCAGACACAAGACUCUACUGUGUCAGGGUUUUAAUUGUGUGUGUGUGUAUGUAUUUAUAAUGUAUAUAGAAAUUAACCACAAGAGAACUGGGUUUAUUUAAAGAUCACUAUGGAUUUGUUACAUAAAAUGUUUGUGGAAAUCUUAUCAGUGGAAAUAUUUCAUCUGAUUCUAUAUCAAAGUUAUGUUAUAAUCUUUGGUUCGAUUUUCUUUUGUGAAAUGUAGCAGGCAGCUGCGAGCUGGAGUAUUUUAUUUACUGAAGAACGUUAGCAGUUCCGUAAGAGAGAGAAUUACCUACAAAUAGCUGCUUGAGGCAGGCAGUGUGUGUAGGAGCCAGUGGAGUUUAAACAACACACUUCUCAAUCCACAGCCAAAAUUGAGGCUGCAGGAACAAGGGAAGGGAUUAAGAAGGUAACAGUGCUGCAAGGGAUUAUUUUCCUGGAUGUUGUAAGGAUGAUCUGGUUUAUUAAGUGCUGUCACCAACUCGUUUUUGGUUAGCACAUCAGCGGUGGUAGAAUGUGAGUCAUCACUCCUCCAUCAUCUUGUUUGUCAGGGUUCCUAAUUAUAUUAAUAUGCAAUUUAUCUUCAUAUGGACUCCAAGAUGGAUGUUACUUGUGGGGUUUCUAGGCUGCUGACCAAAGCUGUUUUGGUUUUCCAGAGCCUUUUCCGUUGUUCGUGCUUCCAUUGUUGCUCUGCUACGUGAGUAACAUUACUUAUGCUAAAUGACGUAACAUUACUUUUUAAUUUUUCUUUUUAAAAAUGCCACAUUUUGUACAACCUUUAAUUUCUAAGGCAGUUCAGGAAUAAACAUAAAACCUUUCUUA
Molecule: messenger RNA, 2159 nt
Organism: Phalacrocorax carbo (great cormorant)
Lineage: Eukaryota; Metazoa; Chordata; Aves; Suliformes; Phalacrocoracidae
Source: RefSeq, a predicted model, not a curated record